UGAAUAUCAUUUAUUCCCCACAAUUACUCCAAACAUCCUCAUCGGAGUUUCGUUCAUUUACGUGACUCUGAGAUUAAAAAAACCUUGAAGAACAACCUUAUGUUUUCCGGCGCCAAACAUCCUCAUCGGAGUCUCGUUAAUUUACGUCGACUCUGUGAUUAAAAAAAAACCUUCAAGAACAGGCUUAUUUUUUCCGGCGCACCCUGGUAAUGAACCCUGGCAUGAGUAGUACAGGCGAAUCGGCGACAAAAAAUCCAAGUCCGCCGAUGCACGGUGCAAAAAAAAUUCACCAGGAAGGUUUGCUAUGUAGACACAUGUACUACGUGUUGCGGUGGCUGAAAGUUGAAAAGAUUCCGGAAAGAUACAUUUCUAAUCGGUGGUGCAAAUCUUAUAUGUUAUCUACACCGCAAGAUACGUCAGUUUCUUCGGCAACCCAAGUAAUUGGUAAGCAUGAUUUAUUCCAGGUUGUUAGCAAAUGUAUUGGUCAUGUAUCCGGUGAUCAAGAUUUGAUGAAGCAGUUGUUGGGUGCAUUCAUUGAAGUUGAGAACAAGUUUGGAAAGCUAGGAAACAAGAAUCCCACGAGAAAUUCAAAUAAUUUGAUAUUUGAGGAGUUCUAUGGGUCUCUACAACCUGAGGUGCCUACUGUGCUUCCUCCUGCUGUUGCUAAAACUAAAGGUAGUGGAGCGGGUGGUCGUAGGAAAUCGAACAAAGAGAAGGCAGUCAUUCUAGCUCAGAAGCCUAUGCGGAACUGCAAAAGAUGUAAAAUAAUGGGACACCACGACUCUCAGAAUUGUCCUACAAAGGCCAUUUUGAACCCAUGAAGUUCUUAGUUAAUCAUUGUUCUUAGUUGUUUCUAUUUGUUUUUGAAAUAGACUUUUUGAUUUGUUGAAUCUUUGUUCUUUUGAGUUUUGUUAUUUUUGUUUGCGACAUUUAAUUUUUUUUAGCGCUCUAUUUUAUUGGUUGAA
Salvia miltiorrhiza (redroot sage) is the source of this 965-nucleotide messenger RNA. RefSeq lists its product as uncharacterized. Lineage: Eukaryota; Viridiplantae; Streptophyta; Magnoliopsida; Lamiales; Lamiaceae. The coding region runs from base 210 to 821 and encodes 203 amino acids. The record is from RefSeq and is a predicted model, not a curated record. The transcript is spliced from 2 exons.